GAGCUGGAGGCGAUGAAGGCGCGGCUGGCAGACAUGGAGAAGGAGGCUGCCAAGCUCAAAGAGAUGCAGGACAAGGCACAGAAGGAGGCCGGCAUAGCACCCGGUGGCCCCUCUGUCGACGCGGCAGCCAAGGAGGAGGCGGACAGCAGAUCAGUGUACGUCGGCAACGUGGACUACAGCUGCACCCCCGAGGAGCUCCAGAUGCACUUCCAGUCCUGCGGCACCGUCAACCGCGUCACCAUCCUCACCGACAAGAUGGGUAACCCCAAGGGCUUUGCCUACAUCGAGUUUCUGGAGGCGGACGCGGUCACCAAUGCCUGCCUGCUGGACGGCUCCGAGCUGCGCAACCGCGCCAUCAAGGUGUCCCCCAAGCGCACCAACGUGCCGGGCAUGAAG
This is a messenger RNA of Chlorella variabilis, 396 nucleotides long. RefSeq lists its product as hypothetical. NCBI's taxonomy places the organism in Eukaryota, Viridiplantae, Chlorophyta, Trebouxiophyceae, Chlorellales, Chlorellaceae. The annotation marks the transcript as partial. The record is from RefSeq and is a predicted model, not a curated record. Gene Ontology annotation, molecular function: RNA binding. The transcript has 3 exons.